This is a messenger RNA of Macrosteles quadrilineatus (aster leafhopper), 1063 nucleotides long. RefSeq lists its product as uncharacterized. The transcript has 4 exons. The record is from RefSeq and is a predicted model, not a curated record. NCBI's taxonomy places the organism in Eukaryota, Metazoa, Arthropoda, Insecta, Hemiptera, Cicadellidae. Bases 35 to 718 code for a protein of 227 amino acids.
CUAACAGUAUUCAAGAUUAAACCAUAUAACGGUGAUGGCAUCAAAAAAUGAUGUUUUAGAUGAGCAAGAACUCAAUGCUUCAGAUUGUGUAUUCUUUGAUGCUAAUUCUUGUGAAAUGAAAUUGAAUUACAAAUUGAAGUUCCCAGGAACUUAUAUGAUACCUACUACUAAAAUACUGGAUCUUCUUGACAACCAAGUGUUGUUUAACUAUCUACAGCUGUCUGUGGAGUCUUAUGUUAAACAUGCCAGGGAAAUGCAUAUGGCAAAUAAAAGUAUAAGUUCUCGUGUUAAAACUAAAUCUGGAAAAGGCAUCAGUACAAUUGGAGAAUUUAAAGAAAAUUUGCCACAAACGAAGGAAAGCAUCAUAAAAAGUGAAGAUGUAUUUGAAGUGCCAAGAACAGCCUCCAAUUCUUCUACUUAUGAUUCUUUUCACUCCAUCAAUAUCCCUUGGCACUCCAGUAAAAGCACUGUGACAAAAAGUGCAAAACCCCGUGCCUUCAGGCGCAAAAAAUCUGGUCCAUCCAUAGCCUGUAAGCCCGGCCCUAGCACUAGUUCUUCAAUGACUGAUUCUUCUAAUCAGGAAUCUCAAACUCUUCUUACUCCUUUGAGAUAUAAAUAUACUUACGCUGCUAAACCGAAGAAAAUAAAAGAGAACGUCAGAUUGUUCACAAAUUAUGAUAAAAAAAAUGUUAGUGAGGUUAUCAUUCUUGAUGACUAAUAACUUGGAAUUAGAAGACAAAAAAGGAUUCUUAUUUCCAAGAAUUACCUGAACUGUAAUAUUAUUUUACCUGUAAUGUUUUCCAAUUUAAUUGUUUCAAAUUAUCUUCUGUUUAGUUCUUAAUGAGUUUGCUAGAAAAAGUUUUAAAACCUCUUGAUUUUGUGUUUUGUAGUUAUUUAAAAAUUUUAGCUAAUUUAAACAGAUUUCAUUACUGUUCUUAAUUUUUACUGUGGUUUUGUGCUCUAAUGGCCCCAAACUAAAUGCAUCAAAUCAUUACAAAAGCUUAGCAAACUUUAGUUUUUAAGUAAAAUGUGGUAACAUAAUAAUAAAGUUAUGUUAAAUUUA